Molecule: messenger RNA, 3657 nt
Organism: Contarinia nasturtii (swede midge)
Lineage: Eukaryota; Metazoa; Arthropoda; Insecta; Diptera; Cecidomyiidae
Product: carbohydrate sulfotransferase 4-like
Exons: 2
Coding region: 1478-2932 (484 amino acids)
Biological process (GO): N-acetylglucosamine metabolic process; sulfur compound metabolic process
Molecular function (GO): N-acetylglucosamine 6-O-sulfotransferase activity
Source: RefSeq, a predicted model, not a curated record
GACUUUUUCGAAUGUGAAAAAGAAACGAAAAGAAAUGGAAUAUAACACAAAAACGAGAAAAACUAACAUAUUGAAAGUUAUAUAGUUAUUUGUUUCUUUUCUUCUUCGUCGUUGUUUUUUUUUUUUGUGUGUGUUUAUGCGAUAAAACCUAUGCUCGCUCACAUGUUUUCAUUCGGUUCGUGACGCUAUUUGUUUUCAACAGCACAGCAAUUCGAAUAGAAUAGCGUAGCAAAGGAAAAAAAAAACACAAAACUAACAUAAUGCGGAUGGGAAAAGGCUGAAAAGAACAAUAAUGAAUUUCACUGCAAACAUGUAAAAUGCUACGGUGUGUGAGUGUUAUGUUGCAAAUAUCUCGUGACACAAAAUAUGAAUCUAAAAAAUUGGGUGAAUGUAAAAGAAAAAAAAGAAACAACAUGAUUUAGUGCAAAGAAAUCAUGUCAAAAAUACUGCAGCGACGCAAACAUUAGAAAUAAAAUUGUGUGAACACAGUCGUUUGUAGUCAGAGUCGUACGGAAACGGCAUUUUAAUUUUUGUUUCGGGUUUCAUUAAAAAUGGUGACGAAAAGGAAAAACAACAGCCAAAUGAGAUGUGCUCAUUAUUUAACAGUGCAAAGAUAGUGCAAAAAUUGUACAUAAACGUGAAAUCUGAAAAUUGAAUUAGCACUCGCACGAGAUUGAGCCAAUCGUCGAGGGACUAGUCACGAAACGACAAAAAAAUCAAUUUAUAUGAUGUGAUGUGUUUUAAUGUGUAAUAAACCAAUGCAAUUUACUUGUACUAAGUAUGUAAAUGAUUUAAGGACAAUGUGUGAGUGGCAAAUAAACAGUCAGUAAUGAUGACCUCAAAUGAAAUAUCAUCUUAGCAGACAUUUUAAUGAGAGAAUGUCAUUUCAUAUUUACUCAUGAAGAGAACUUUUUUAUAUUUGAAUACGCAAAGAUCAUAUCUAAACCUAAACGUAGGCAAAGUGCAUGUGAAUUUGAAUGUAAUUGAUAAACAAUUAUGAUGUGUACAUAUUUCUAUGACGUUGAAUGCAAGAAAAUAGCGCUGUAUUAAGAUUGUGUUGCACUUCAUUUCGCUCUCUGUGUAUGCGUUGGACAUUCAAAAAUUAGCUGGUAAUAAACAGCUCGUUCAUGUAUCACUAAAUACAAUCGUACAUCAAGAACAGUUUUAAAAUAUUGAUUAUUGAUUUGAUUUGAGUGACCCGAACCUCUUAAUUGGAUCGCCAGUAAUUUAAGUGUGACAUUAUUUCCAACAAUUGCGACGCUUUAAAUCGAAGCGGUGAAAUUACACUAAAUCAAAUCAUUUUCUUUAAGAAACAUUGCGCAUUAAAGAAAAUAAUCCAUUUGCUCCAAAUUGCCCGAAAGAGUCAAUUUAUUUGAAUGUAUCGGGUGAAAGUGUGUGUACACGUUUCGUGCAAAGUGGGUGUAUUUUUAAACCGGGAAAAUAAUUUAUAAAUUUUUUUGUUUCUUCUUGAAAUCCAAUGACACGAAUGGCACGUCGAUUGAAUUCGGUGGCGCUAUGCGUCAUCAUUGUUUUAUGUAUUCUAUUGAUCUAUGCCAGCAAUCGAAUCUCACUGUCUCCAUUCUCAUCUGCACCACCCGACGAAUUUAUGCGAACCAUCAAAAUUCACAAUUCACAUCGACAAUACAAUCAACAAAAUUAUUAUGCAAACAAUAACAACAAUAAUUAUAAUGCAAUCGACAAUGCAAAUCGACAUAGUGCAAAAUAUAACCAUAUCAUGCAUCCGCAUAAUACCGAACAACGUUCGCAUCAUAGGUUUAUCGGUGGUGCACAAACAUCAGAAUCAGCAACCGUUGCAACCACCAAUUUCAUAAAUAUGACUGUGAGAAUUGAAGACAUCGUUGAGGCACAACGACAACGAAUUGCAUCGAAAAUGAAAGAUUUUGAGUAUACCGAUCAAAUGAUUGGGCUAUCAGCCCUAACACCAGAGACCAACGGACAACCAAUCCAAAGUGUUAUUUUAUCGACAUGGAGAUCGGGUUCGACGUUCCUUGGUGAUAUUUUAAAUGCGAUGCCCGGCAACUAUUACCAUUACGAGCCAUUAUUGUACUACGACAUACAACAGAUACGUGGACCCCCAGAUUCAACCGAAGCCAUCAAUACGCUUCGUCAAUUGUUGAAGUGCAACUACACCGGAUUGGAUGAAUACCUCGAUUAUGGCCAAGGGCAUCAUUUUCUAUUCACACACAAUACACGUUUGUGGAAAAAUUGUCAACUUUAUCCGCAAUUUUGUUGGGAACCAAAUUUCCUAAAUCCCUUCUGUCGCCUAUUUCCCUUCCAAAGUAUGAAAGUGGUGCGAUUACGUGCCGCACUGUCUGAACCUUUACUCAUCGAUCCUGCAUUAAAUGUACGAAUAGUUUUACUGAUCCGCGAUCCGCGUGCAACGAUUCAAUCACGAAAACAUCGUGACUGGUGUCCCGGGCAGAGUGACUGUGAUAGUCCGGCAAUAUUAUGUAAAGACAUGGUAUCCGAUUACAAAGCGGCCGAAAUCUUAACAAAUAAAUAUCCAUUACGCUUUAAAGCAAUACGAUACGAAGAUCUGUCGUUGGACCCAUUCAAAAUGACGAAAGAAAUAUUGAACUUUUACGGAUUACCGUUCGAUGCGGAUGUUGAAGAAUUUUUAGAUUCACAUACUCGCACCGAUAUUGGUGGCGUAAGUUCGACAUUUCGAGACUCAAAAACAGCACCAUUUCAUUGGAUGCGCGAUUUAAGUUGGUAUGAAAUUGAACAAAUUCAAAAGCAUUGUACCGAAGCGAUGUCAAUGUGGGGCUAUAAAAAAGCCGAAAACGAAGACACAUUGAUGGGUACGAUUUUCAAUCCCUUAGUUCAAUUUCCAUUUGCCGACAAUACAGCGGCCGCCGUUGCUGGUCUUGCUGCACAAAACGAACAACAAAGUGAUAGAAAAAACGGUUAAUAACAUAACGAUGAAGUAAACGAAUAGAGGAACAUACACUGAAAGAACGCACACAAAAUGCAAACGCAGUCAAUGGAAUCUCAUGCAAUAUAUUGAAAUAAACAGAGCACACACACACAUACACCUAUUUUAAAAUAUGUUGUUAUCAUUAUUUAUGCAGAAACAUGCUUCCAGCUUUUUAUUACGGACAAGCUAGGUUAGCUCAGCUAACCACUUGCACUAGACACGCAAAAAAAAUACCAACUUUAUUUUUUAUUGCAAAAACUAACAACAACAGUUAGAUGUUUUAUUUGAUUUAAGUUUUGAUUGAUCCAUUCCAAUGCCUAAAAUGCACAUUCGCAAUUCCAUUCAAUUCUUUUUCGCUUGAUUCUCGUUGCAUAUAUGAGGUAAAUAUGCAGAAUGCAAGAGAAUUUGAUUGAGUGUGUGUGUGCUUGAAUUGGAGAGAAUGAAAGAGAUUGCAGAACCACUUGCAUACCAGUGAUACAACAAUGGCAAUUUAGGAUAGUAAUAUAAUUAAAAUCUAAUUGCACAUACCACAUCAAACGAAUUUGAACGAAGCAAACAAAAAAAAACAUCUUCACAUUUUUAAAUAUAGGUAGAAGAAAUCAUUUGUUUAGUCAGAUAUUGUUUUUAUAGUGUUUCAUUGUAUGGUUAAUUUAUUUAACGGUAUUUCGAUAUAAUUUGGAUCAACGAUAAACCGACGACAAAUUCAAAAAAAAAAAAAA